Molecule: messenger RNA, 2096 nt
Organism: Choloepus didactylus (southern two-toed sloth)
Lineage: Eukaryota; Metazoa; Chordata; Mammalia; Pilosa; Megalonychidae
Product: endogenous retrovirus group K member 18 Env polyprotein-like
Exons: 4
Molecular function (GO): structural molecule activity
Source: RefSeq, a predicted model, not a curated record
AUGUGGGGCUCAAAGAACUGGACCUGGUCCCUGACAGAAGAAUUGCUUGAACGACUGAGAUAUAAUGGUUCUGGAACUCAGGUGGAGCUGCUGCGGGCCAGUGGUGUCAAGUUCAUGAAGAGAUGCCCCCUGGCCAAGAUGCUAAUUAUCCUCAUGGAACUUAUAGUUUCUCCCAUGAGCAUGUUCCAUUUUGGAGUGUUGGUGCAGAAUGGUUCCUUUGGAAUUGUAACUGACUGGUCCCCUAAGGGGUAUGCAGUUCAGAAUUGCACCAAUGCAAAUUGCUCAAAUCAUAAAAAAUUAAGAUGGAGAGUGCAUAGCCACAACCAUUCCACACUUAAUAAUUCUCUAUAUGCUCAGGCUAAAUAUCCUAUUAUUUGGCAUGGUGUUGACUGGUCUCCACCUAGACAUACUUUAAAUCAUUCUUAUGUUCAAGAUACACUUUGGAGGCUUCCUAUUAGUUUACAUAAUAUUUCCUGAUGGAAUGGAAAUUAUACAGAGAAGACUAAUUAUGCUUUAAAUUUCACAAAAAUAGAUACUUUUGGAAUACAAACCUGUGUCAGAGACCCCUAUGUGUUCUGGGUAGGAAACUUGACUAUUAACACUACUACUAAAGAAAUUACUUGUCUAGCCAGUUGGAGUUGCUCAUUAUAUACUUGUUUAAAUAACACCAUAAAUUCUAGCAACAUCACUGUUGUAGUUCUUGGACAACAAAAGGGUCUAUGGCUCCCUGUUUCACAGCAUAGACCUUGGGAUUCAUCACCUGAUAUGCAUAUGUUACUGCAAAUUUUAGAAAAGAUAUAUAAAAGAACAAAAAGAUUUCUUGGAUUAUUAAUAGCUUUUAUUAUAGAUAUAAUAGCCUUCACCACAACUGGUGCUGUUGCAGGAACAGCCUUACAUCAAUCCAUUGAGACCACCGGAUUUGUCCAAAAAUGGCACAAGAAUGCAAGCAAGGCUUGGGGCGAGCAAUUACAAAUUGACAAGGAAGUUAAUGCUCACCUUGUAGACCUAGAAAAUGCUGUUCUCCUAGGAGAAGAGGUUGAGAAUGUAUGGUAUCAAUUUAAGUUAAAAUGUGACUGGAAUAUGUCCAUGUUUUGUGUGACCCCCCCAUGAAUAUAAUCACACACUUUUUAAUUGGAGUGAAGUUAAAAAACAUUUACUUGGACACUAUAAUAAUCUUACAUUGGAUUUUCUAAAACUACAGGAAACAGUAAAUGAUAUACAAAGUGCUAACUUAGAUUCUCUUACUGAAACUGAAACUAUGCAAGGCAUCACUAAAGGCCUUGAAUGAUUAAAUCCCCUUAUAUGGGUUAAAUCUCUUGGUGGUUGGUUUUUAGGUAGUAUUCUCCUGAUCUUAAUAAUUUUGCUUUGUCUUUGUUUAGUCCUCAGAUGCAUGAGAAAAACCCUCUCAGACCUAAAGCAGAAAGAAGCUGCUUGGUCCAUCCUAUCUGCAUUGAAGAAACAAAAAUGGGGACAUGUGGGGAACCAAGUCUUUCAUGUUACCUACACCAUGUCCAGGGUGGUGGCCUGGAAUGCUGGGCUGCAGGCCUGCAUGGAAUGCUAUGCAGGCACACCUUGUAAAGAUAUGUCUCUUGUGACUAUGAUGACAAUGUUUACCAUUGUCCUAAACCUAGAUUGUUCCUUCUGAUAUGCAACAGGAUGUAAAGAUAGAUAUCUGGUGUGCUCUGCAAGCCUUAGGACACUUAGCAUAUACUCUCUUAUCUUCUGAAACAAAUAAAUAGCUGGAGCACAGGUACAUUAGCAUCCACUUAACAUGAGAUGCAGUGGGUCCCCUGCUCCCUUAAUUCUUAACUUUGUGUCUGUGUCUCAUUCCUGCACCGCCCUGUCAGCAACAAGUUACCUAAGACCCUGUUCAUAGUUUUUCCAUUCUUUUCCCUAUCUUUUCCUUUAUGUGUAGGUUUUUAGAUGUUUUGUGUUCUAGUUCACUUAUCCUUUCUUCUGUCACUUCAAAGCUGGUGUUGUAAGUGUCCAUUGUGUUUUUCAUAUCUUCUAUUGAGCCUUUCAUUCCCAUAAGUUCUGCCAUUUGCUUUUUCAUACCUUCAAGUUCCUCCUUAUGUUCAACCAAUGUCUUCUUUAUA